GGCUUUGCGGCGAGACGCGGUCCAAUUUAUGCGAAUUCCGUGACGAGCUGGCGUGCAACUUUCCGCCGUUUCAGCUGUCCAUGACGGGAAGCGCCGAUCAGCUCGAUCGCAGACGCGUGUAUAUCGCGGACAAUACAAUAUCUAUAAUAUCGUGUGACAGUGCACGACAGGCAUUAUCAGUCAAUCAUCGAACGUCAGAGGCAGAUUGGCUGGCUCAUUCGAGUAGCAGUGAAGCGGAGCGAGCAGUGCAGUGAAUCCGGCGCUGAUCUUGUCUAUCUUGCCUCUUUCGACCCUUUGCGAAUCGGCAAGAUCUUGUCACCGCGGUCUGCCCACAAGGACACUGCUCCAGCCCGUCCGCGCUAGCUCGAAUCCGCCCCUGCCCUUGUUUAUCAGUCUGGGCCGUGCUGACAUCAAGCAGCUAUCUGGAGACGCUACAUAUCAGAGACAGCCUGUUGAGCAAGCAUUCCGCGUAACUCUCACUUGUACUAUUAUGUCGAGCUCGAGCGACGAGUCCGGCUACUCCUCAUCGUCGUCGUAUGACGACGCCGCAUCUCACUUCUCCGACACAGAGAUUGACACUCAUGUCGUCGAUCCAGGCCUGUCUUUCGCUCAGAUGACGCCAAGAUCAGCCGGCCAGGCUCGUUCGGUCAGGGCACACGAUGACGGCCGCUCUGAUCUCUCGCGCGGCUACCCGUCUUCAGGCUCGGCCGACCAGAAGCCUACCUUGUUCGAGUAUGUGCAGACACCUGAGCAAGCACGUACCCUAUCAGCAUCACCACUCAUUCCUCGCAUCACUUCGUAGAUCAAACUCACUCGCAUCAUUGUAUCAUCCGCAUGGCCUACCAGCACGUGUUGUCGUCGACAAAAGAUGCAUUCUAGCGCGUCUGCGCGCUGUACCCU
Mixia osmundae IAM 14324 is the source of this 900-nucleotide messenger RNA. RefSeq lists its product as uncharacterized. The record is from RefSeq and is a predicted model, not a curated record. The transcript has 2 exons. NCBI's taxonomy places the organism in Eukaryota, Fungi, Basidiomycota, Mixiomycetes, Mixiales, Mixiaceae. Bases 491 to 802 code for a protein of 103 amino acids.